Molecule: messenger RNA, 573 nt
Organism: Hibiscus syriacus
Lineage: Eukaryota; Viridiplantae; Streptophyta; Magnoliopsida; Malvales; Malvaceae
Exons: 1
Coding region: 1-573 (190 amino acids)
Source: RefSeq, a predicted model, not a curated record
AUGGUUCAUUUUGAGGCUCUAUACGGAAGAAAAUAUCAGACACCAUUGAACUGGUUUGAGUUAAAAGAUCGAGACAUAAUUGGCCCAAAUUUGAUCAAAGAAGUACAAGACAAAGUGAAAGUAAUACAAAAUAAUCUCAAGAUAGUUGUUGACAUACAGAAAUUGUAUGAUGAUUUGAAAAGGAAAGAGAGUGAAUAUCAAGAGGGCGAUAAAGUAUUUCUUAAAGUUUCACCCUGGAAAAAGGUUCUGAGGUUCAGGCACAAAGAAAAGUUGAGUCUGAGAUUCAUUUUCCCGUAUGAUAUUAUCAAAAAAGUUGGACCAAUAGCUUAUCAGUUAACAUUACAUCCAGAAAUGGACAAAAUUCAUAAUGUGUUUCAUGUCUCAAUGCUUCGGAAGUAUCGAUUAAAUCCUUCGCAUGUGAUUACACCAGAGGAAAUUGAGAUUCAGCCGGAUCUAAUGUACGAGGAGGAACCUAUAAGGAUUUUAGCUCAUGGAGUUAAAGAACUGAGAAAUAAGACAAUUCAACUAGUAAAAGUUCUUUGGCGAAAUCAUAAAGUUGAGAAAGCGACUUGA